GGAACGCCGAACACCGUCCUCAAGUUACAGACAGACACCAAGACAUUAACUGUAACACACAGACUCUUACACACAGGAUCUGACCACAGAUCAGACCCAGAGAGGCUGGGGAGACUGGGCUGUCCUCCUGCUCCCGGUUCAGAGUACUUACCAGUAUUUCACCAGAGCCAGAGGAUGGUUAAUUCCCGUGGGGAUGGCUAUGGUGACGCGUUAGACACUGGCGGUGAUGAUCCGUCUUGUUCUUACGCUACAGAGAUGGACCCUAGCAACAUGCCCUUGGGUUUAGAGACACAGACUGAUCUGUCUAGAGGGGACUGGAACCAGUACAGUAGUAGUGUAUACUCUGAAGGGUGCCUAGAUGAGAAAGGGGAGGUUAUAGUGAUAGAUGAGGUGAAAGUGGAGGGUGACGCUCCUCCCACAUGGAAUGCAGAUAGUCACAUAGGAGACGGACACUCACAGGGCACAUAUUUCUUAGAUUACAGGGGAAGCUUAGAGACAAAUCCAAAUGUCACUAGCCUCUCUCCUUUACACACGCUCAGGGAUCGUGACCCAGUGUCCACGUCGAUGGGGCCUUCCGAUUCACACGGCCGCGUCCUUUUCGAUCAGGUAUUGAACUCAAACGACAGGGCUAGAGCCCAGGCUCAGGGAGGAGGAGCCACAUCAGGCAAUACUAAAGAGAAACGGUUUCUCUGCAUGUUCUGUAACAAAGGCUUCAGCUGCCCUAAAAAAGUGGAGAUCCACCAGAGGGUCCACACAGGGGAGAAACCCUACAGCUGUACGCAGUGUGAGAAGAGGUUCUCCCGCCAGGACCACCUGAAGAUGCACCUGAAGGUCCACACGGGAGAGAGGCCAUUCGCCUGUACACACUGCGGGAAGAGGUUCUCAGAGAGGAGAUACCUCAGGAUACACCAGCAGAAAAAUCAUUCCACUCUAUAACAUAGAAAGUAACCAUUCCACUCGAUAGAUUCUGACGUUUAGAUUAAACCCUGCAUUAAAGACAAAGUUGAAUUUUCAUUGUCAGUAGAGAAGAUCCACAGAUGCAUUUGGAAUAACGAGAGUAACAGAUUUCAGUGUAGAAUAUUCCUGGGUAGAAUAUUGCAUCCAGACGUGUGAUAUAUAAGCCUAAAAAGUCUGUCACAUAUUGUGUUUGUACUGUGUAGGCUAUAUGAUGUUUUCAUAUGGUUUAUUUAACACUUGUUUAUGUUUAAUAAACAUAA
Messenger RNA from Salvelinus namaycush (lake trout), 1217 nucleotides. Its product is annotated as zinc finger and SCAN domain-containing protein 5B-like. Gene Ontology annotation, molecular function: DNA-binding transcription factor activity; RNA polymerase II cis-regulatory region sequence-specific DNA binding. The transcript has a single exon. The record is from RefSeq and is a predicted model, not a curated record. Gene Ontology annotation, biological process: regulation of transcription by RNA polymerase II. The coding region runs from base 175 to 936 and encodes 253 amino acids. Lineage: Eukaryota; Metazoa; Chordata; Actinopteri; Salmoniformes; Salmonidae.